CCAGUUAGCAGCUAUAGCGAGAGAGCGAGCGGCAGGCAGAAGCCAAUUAACCCGACUGGCAACGUAUCCUUGUCAGCAACAGCCAGGAGUAUUAUUGAUCGGAGCUAGAAACAGAGUAUGGUAUAGAGAGAGCUGCCGCGGCAGAUAAUGGACGACUUCACCUUCCCCGCAACCGCUGCCCCGGCAGAGUCGUCGUCGUCCCCCGCGGACACGCUGUGCCUACAUCACCACCGCCACCACAGCCUCCUUCCCUUCCCACACUUCGCCAAUUCCCCGCUCUGGUUCCCCGUCGACGCCGCCGUCGCCGUCGCGCCACCGCCGCUGAUGACCAGCCGAACUGAAGACGACAUGGAAGAAGAAGAAGAACAAGAGCCGGCUUGGGCUGACGCCGAGGAGGGCGAGGGGGAAAGAGGAGCCGGAGGAGAAGAUCUGGAUGACAUUAAAAGGGGCUUCGUCCGCGGAGGCGUGGAAGGGGAUCAGGAGAAGAUGGACAUGCUGUGGGAGAACUUCAACGAGGAGCUGGAGGCGCUGCGCCGUUGCUCCAAGCAGAAGGCGGCGGCGUGCGAGGUGGAGUCGGACACGGAGUCGGAGGAGCGGGGAAGGGGGUGCGCGCCGAUGCCGAUGCUGCAGGCGUCGUCGAGGGCCGGCGGGACGGGGCAGUACUACCGCCGGGCCAGCAGCUGGGUGCUGCUCAUGAGGAUCUUCAGGAGGCUCUUCGUCGUCGAGAAGACCUUCUCCUCCUCCGCCUCCGCUCGCCACCGCCAACCAAACGCGGCUGGACGGUGAAUUUAUUCCUGACCGGGUCAUCAUCGAUCGCCAGCAAGUCCAAGUGUCAUGCUUCAACGAAUGCCAAGUAAAUUAUACUAGAUGUCGCAUACGAGUAAUUUAAGUGGUGUUAUUCAUGGGUGUAUGUAAUUAGAGUACAGAGAAAUGCAGCAUACCAUCAUUCCAUAUUUAUUUUUUCUUUCUCUCCAUCGAUCUUCUUCAUUGUCACUUGUUUUCAUAAUUAUUUAGCAAGGGAUUUAGUAAAGGUGUGAAUAAGUAAAUAAAGAAUCAAGACCCGUACAAAAUUCGAUCGUGUCCAUUGGUCACGAGAUGUUGUUUGUGUCAA
Brachypodium distachyon (stiff brome) is the source of this 1111-nucleotide messenger RNA. RefSeq lists its product as uncharacterized. NCBI's taxonomy places the organism in Eukaryota, Viridiplantae, Streptophyta, Magnoliopsida, Poales, Poaceae. The transcript has a single exon. The coding region runs from base 148 to 786 and encodes 212 amino acids. The record is from RefSeq and is a predicted model, not a curated record.